This is a messenger RNA of Talaromyces proteolyticus, 1281 nucleotides long. RefSeq lists its product as uncharacterized. Bases 1 to 1281 code for a protein of 426 amino acids. The record is from RefSeq and is a predicted model, not a curated record. Gene Ontology annotation, molecular function: ubiquitin protein ligase activity. The transcript is spliced from 2 exons. Lineage: Eukaryota; Fungi; Ascomycota; Eurotiomycetes; Eurotiales; Trichocomaceae. Gene Ontology annotation, cellular component: cytoplasm. Gene Ontology annotation, biological process: ubiquitin-dependent protein catabolic process.
AUGUCCUCUACCACACAAUCUGCUAGUGCCACAUCCGCUACGUCGACUGGCGACAGUGGGGGCGGAGGAGGAGGUGGUGGUCCAAGUAGCUCGCCAUUAUUGUUUUUUGUCGCUCUUGGAUUUGGGGUGGUUUUCACGAAUUUAUGGAUUAUCGUUGGCGUGAAAUAUUGUUUUCGAUAUAAUCAACGCAAUCGCCAAUUGCGAAAUGAGGAAACAGGAGAACCGAUUGACCUCAUGAAUGUUGCGAGGACUCACAGAAGAAGAAGAGAAAAGAAAUUGAUGUCGAUGGACGAUGUAAAUGAACGAUUCCCGCUGAUGAAAUACAAAACAUGGCGGGCUUCACGCGUUGACAAAGGGCUUCCCAGUGAAGGAGGAAUUAUUGCCCCAUCAAGCCGACCACAGACGCCAAAAGGCGACCACAGAGAGAGUACUGGUGGAAUUGAUGAUGAUUUGCAAAGUGGUGUCGAAAAUUUUACAGUGUCUACGAAACGCCAUGAACCCGGCUCUAUAGGGCCAAACACCAGUGUCGUGGCCAGCGCGGACGAGAAAGACCAAACAGAAACCCAGACGUCUACAGAACAACCGGUUUCUGAAACAACACCUAGAAUACAGCCUGAUUCACAUACCCCGGCCUCUAUUGAGCGAAUAAUAUAUGAAGAUACCGAUGGCCCUAUCCAAACAGCCGUGCCAGCUGAACUACUCCCGAGUCCUGGAGAUUCUUGCGCAAUCUGCCUGGACCUCAUUGAAGAUGAUGAUGAUGUACGUGGUCUCACUUGUGGACAUGCCUUCCAUGCUUCCUGUGUAGAUCCGUGGUUGACGAGUCGUCGCGCCUGUUGUCCUUUGUGUAAGGCCGAUUACUACGUCCCAAAACCACGACCGGAAGGACAGGAAGCUACUACAGAGAAUGACCGACUUGGCCGCCGUGCUACAGGUCGAACUGCUUCUCUAGCAUCACCGCAGCAGGUACUUGUUGCAGGUCGAAUCAAUCCUUUUAGGACAAUUUCGAUAUUUCCCAGCCGGCUACAUUCGUCAGCGAAUACCGAAGAGAACAUUACAGGAUCGGGUCGUGAAGGAAAUGGCUUCAGAAAUCGUACGAGGGCCCCAGCAACGAGGCCCAACAACAUUGAUAAUCCAAGACCGGUCUUUUCCACAUUAAGAGACAGAUUAAACAUAUUUUCUAACACCCGAACUUCCUCCGCUCAAUCACCAACUUCUGCAGCUCCUGGUGAGCCACACCUUACUCCCCGUCAACUGGAAGCCGGUCCCGUAUCACGAGGGUGA